Polistes canadensis is the source of this 4925-nucleotide messenger RNA. RefSeq lists its product as uncharacterized. NCBI's taxonomy places the organism in Eukaryota, Metazoa, Arthropoda, Insecta, Hymenoptera, Vespidae. The record is from RefSeq and is a predicted model, not a curated record. The transcript has 8 exons. The coding region runs from base 1040 to 3262 and encodes 740 amino acids.
GAAUCCUACUGACAGUCAGUCCCGGGCCGGGCUUCUUCGCGGUGAUAUUGCUCCCGCGUUCUUACUCUUCAAUAGAUUUAUAUUAAAAUAAAAAUAAUAAUAACAACAACAACAACAACAAUAAAAAUAAUAAUUAUUAUAAAGAACACAAUAAUAAAAGUCUGUCGCGUAAAAAAAAAACGUUGUUAUCCGCGUGUCGACGAGAGAACAUAAGAGAAAGGGAUAUCUCGUUCGUUUUUAAUCGGAGAGACAUUAAUGCGCACCAAUAAUAUCGUUCCCGCAUCGGUUACGUGAUAAAUUGUUUCCCAUAUUGUCACUUAAUUUACGAAACGCGAAGGAGAAACGUUACCACGAUGAAGAAGGGAUUCGUGGAAAGUGAAAAAUCAUUCUCAACGAUAGGAUAAUAGUAGGAUUAAAUACGGAGUUACGAUCGUUUUGAAAUUUGUUCGGGAAAAGUAUCUAUGAUUUCGUGAAUCUUGAUUGGCUUUUAAAUUGGUGGAGCUUCGAUCGUAAGGCGGGAAAGGAGAAAUAAAAAAAAAAAAAAAGGGAUAAAUUGAAAUUUUCAAUGAGAGUAUAAAGAGAGGAAGAUUACGAAAAGAUACACAGGAUUUAUGUUAGAACACGUGUAAGUAUGCUAAAUCGGUACUGCUGACUGUCGCGAGGAACGAGGGUACACGGUCGAUCUGAAAAUACGCAUUGCCGGGUUGCUUGUGAAAAGGAAAGAGAAAUACUACGAGACCACGGUGAAAAACGACGAAGGUGGAGGAGGAAGAGGAAGAGGAAGAAGCAAAAGUAGAAGAAGAAGAGGAAGAAGAAGAAGAAGAAGAGAAAGAGGAAAAUUCGUUCGCAGGAUGUAAAAGAUUUGCUAGAACAACGUUUAACGAUAAAAUUAAAAUAAAAGGCAAUUUACUGUCGACAUACGAAGGAUUUAUUUAACGAGGAACCCAUAAUUUUGUCAACGAAAAAGCAGCAAUGCGGUUGCAGUUAACAAGGGUGUUUAUUGUUCUACGAUAAUCAUUGACAGCACCGAGUUGCCAAGAUGCGAAGCGAGGUUAGCGAAUGGUUGGCAACGUGCGUUGGUUCGCCGAUAUGUAUCCUCUUGCUUUCUUGGUCUUUGCUAAUCUAUCAAAAUCAACCAUCCUCGACGAAGAGAAGAAUAGACGUAUUAACGGUGGCAAUUCUUGCGGAGAGUCUCGUUCAUCAACUUGGAUUAUUAUUUUAUGCUAUCCUUACUUUAAUUCGACCAGCCAAUCAUUUUGGAGAAUUAUGUUCAACUUUAGUUUGGAUCCUAAAUUCAUCGAGCAUACUACAAGAAUUGACCUUGACGUCUAUCGCAAUUUUCGCAGCAAUAGGGAGCAGAGAUGAGAGGUUUAAUUUAACAAAAAAUCAUUUGAAGUAUCAUUUGGUCAGUUUAAGCGUAAUAAGCGCUUGCAUUGGUAUAACAGGCGUUCUCAACUUUGAACCAGACGUAUGCGUAUUUCUACCGCAAGAAGUAUCCAUGAAAUAUGGAAUAUUCGUUAAUUCUUUAAGAUGUUUACUCUUACUUGCUUCGCUAAUUGGUUUAUUGAUAACAAUAUUUAAAAGUUUGUGCCGUACCCCAAAAGCAGAAUUAUUAAAAUCUGUUUCGGAUUUGUCCGAGACAAGUUCGAAAAAUUCAUCAGGUGCUUUCGAGUGUCAUCCUCAUCAAUGGGAUCCAUCGAGCGGAUCGUGUACCAGUGGUUCGACCAAUAGCAGAGCUUGCCUACGUAAGAAAAAAAUUCACGUCGAUGAAAGUGGCGAAAGAUCUACGGUUUACAGCAUUCUAUUCGUUUGUUACAUCUUCGAGCAUCUUCCAGUACUGAUAUUUUCCAUCAAGCCGAGUCUACUGAGAAACUUUUGUACCCCGCAAAAUUUGGCAAUGUGGUUGCCACUCGUCAAGGAUACACUUUUACCUGUUUUCUUGGCGAUUUUCGAUAAAAUGUUUUGCCGUUACGUCGCCAAAGUUUACACGAAACAAGAUCAUGCGAGAAGACUCUCACACGGCGGCGUUGAUGGAAAAUUUCGACAUUUCGAACACGACGCUGAAUACAAAUUACAAUUGAACCUAAAUCACGGCUUGAAAUUUCCCUUGACAAACGGAAGUCUUUAUGGUAGAUUGCACAAUCAUCAAAAUAGAGGAAAAACGGGCACGAUAACAAUGGGUGUACAACAUUAUCCAAGAUCGCAAUCCGUAAACGAGGACAGCAACUAUGCUUCGCUUCCUGCAGAAUUAUCAUCGUUCACUAGUUCGACCUUCGAACCGCGUCAAGAAAUUCGACAUAACGAAUCACCGAAAAAAAACACGAUAGACGAUCGAGCCGAUCGAUUGUGCCGAGCUAAUGAUAAUUUCAUCGAAUUAGCUGGAAAUCGUAGAAAGAUCGGUAGUACAGACGUUUUCGGACAAAAUAUGGAAAAUCUGGUACAAUUGGAUGAUUCCAAUUGUAAAAGAAAAUUUGCCAAAAGUUUAGAAGAGAUAUGCGAAGAACCGCAACAACGAAGACACGCCAGAAGUGUUUUAGGAUUGGAUAGUUUGGUAAUCACUUUGGAUAACGGUAUGAGAGAACAACAGCAACAAGGGAGAAAUGCUCUUAAAAGAAAUCAGAGUUUUGAUCAUGCGAGGUACCAUCGACCAAUUCUCGAUACAAGAACUUACGAUUUAAAGAAAGAUGAACACAGAAGGGAACAACAAAGUAUUCAUCAGAGACAAAAUAGUCAAGAACUUGGAGAUAAUUACGAGACGUCCGAUGACGAAAGCUGCGAUUUAGAGAACGGAGACUUCGACACUAUGAGUUCCUGUAGGAGCAGGAGUAGGAGUUGUUGCUCCGUUACAACGGUUGCUAACGACGACUUCGAGUACUUUCAACGUAAGGGGACCAAGGUGGAGCUGUUGCCCUCGAAGCGAAGCAGCGAGGUAAAGGUCAGCAUGCGAUCUUUCACGCCGAGGAUCAUAGAGAACGAUACAAUCGAUCGGGAAGAUAGAAGAAUCGGUAAAACGAUCAUCAACACAAAGCCGAGUAUACAAUCGUAUCAUUUGAAGAAAAGAAUUGGACCAGGCUUUUCUAUGAACGAUCUCGACAAAUUGACCACCAUCGAGAGAAAGUUUCCAAACUUGUCGAUGGAAAGCCUGAAAAGUAUCCUCAAAAAUUCCGACGUUAGUUAUUUGGACAAUGGUGAUAUCUGCAGGCACGAUAUAGGUGGCUCGGCACCGGACUUUAAAAAGAUCUUUGUCACAGAAUUUAUCUGAAUGUAAUUUCUAAAGUAUCGUCUGAUUUGUUUUUGUUUUUUUCUUUCAAAUUUAUAUCCAAUUGAAAUAAUAUCUUACGUGAGGAUUUUCUCAAACGCGAAUCAUUGCCAAUGAAAUCUUUUUUUUUCGAAGAUUAAAGUUCUAAUCUAUUAUUGGAUUUGUAAAAGAAAAUAUAUCUUAGAUUCGAUUCGGCGUGUUCAUUCUUAAAUCGAAUCAAUCGUGACUAAUAGAGGAUAUUUAUUAUCUAAACGAGUGAGACAGAUUAUUUCGAUGGCAGGAAGCCAAAAUUCGUAUAUAAGAAACUUUGUUUUAUACGUAUGAAUGUGUUAUACGUAUAGAAUAUACACGCGAGUACAUAUAUUAUAUACGUGUGCGCUAUGUAAAAAUAUUGUAAAAUAUAUUUCCAGUGUAUUUCAGUGACUUCCCGUAAGAAGUUAAGCUGGUAACAGGUCGACACGACGCGUACGAUAAUAUCGCAUUGAAUUUGUUUUGUAUAUAGCUUGUACAUUUUUUUAUUAUUAUUAAUAUUUAACGCUAUAUAUAAAUAUAUAUGUGUAAAAACACAGGCGCGUCAUAAAUUGGCGCGUGGGUGUUCAUUCGAUUACGUCGUAGAACGAUCAUGUUCUUUUGUUUUUGUUUCUUUUUUGUAACAUAUAAUUGCGAAUAAAAAGUCUCUAAUUAGGAAUUAAGCACGAUUCUAUUUUGUACAGGAAGUAAAAAAGAAAAAAAGAAAAAAAAGAACAGAAUUAUAUCGAUAAACGCGAUAAGCUAACGUUACGUUUAUUCGAGUUGUUAGAAAGUAUAGCGAAUUUAAAGUUAUAUGCAUAAAAAAUAUAUGAAUAUAUCCACAUUCAACCAACAUAUAUGUUCAAACUUUAAGAAAUGUUCUCUAUAAUCCUGGCUUAUGUGAUAGAACGACGUGGAAAAGGCCAUUCAUCGGUGAAACUAAUAGAAAACUUGCAGAAACCAACGGAAUUUUAAAAUCACGCAAUUUGUUCGGAUUAAAGAGUAAAUUCAAUGUUUCUGGGUCGGAUGGAAAAAAAAUUCAUAUAGGUGGAAACGUAAUGCGAAAUUGCUGCAAAAUAAGAGAUGUUGAAAUAUUUUUUUAAUCUGCUUUAUACAUCAUCGUAUUUUUUUACAGAUUUAUUUAUAUUUGGUCCAUGACUACAAAAUCACAUAUAACAACGUAUAUUAAAUUGUACAUGUAAAAGCGAGUCACGUUUAGGAUUUAACGUUUAUGUAAAUAUCUUACAAAUUAUUUUGCAUUUUAAAUGCAAAUAGAACACAAGUCUUUGGUAGAAAAAAAAAAACAAAAAAAAAAAAGUUUAAUCAAGACAACGGCAUGACAUUUCGUCGACAUUCAACGAGAGUGCAUAAAAAAAACCUAUCCUAAUCUAUUACACAUCCUGUGUCACGAGUAUUUUUCUCGAGAUAUUUAUCGUUCGUAUAUAAUUAAUUAAACACGUAAGGUUUUCUUUUUCGUAAUAGCAAUCAAUGCCGAUACAAAAUGAUAAUCUAAAUACAUAAUAUUUGUUUCUUUUUAUACUUAAAGAAUUUAAUUUUAUUGCAUGGUCUACUGACUAGAAAGUGCAACAACAUUUGAUAGAAAUGCAACGAGAUAAACGAAUAUGCAUCCGACAAAUGUAUACAAAUGUAAAGAAAA